Messenger RNA from Trichechus manatus latirostris (Florida manatee), 1569 nucleotides. RefSeq names its product cytochrome P450 26C1. Bases 1 to 1569 code for a protein of 522 amino acids. The record is from RefSeq and is a predicted model, not a curated record. The transcript is spliced from 6 exons. Gene Ontology annotation, biological process: sterol metabolic process. NCBI's taxonomy places the organism in Eukaryota, Metazoa, Chordata, Mammalia, Sirenia, Trichechidae. Gene Ontology annotation, molecular function: oxidoreductase activity, acting on paired donors, with incorporation or reduction of molecular oxygen; monooxygenase activity; heme binding.
AUGUUCCCCUGGGGGCUGAGCUGUCUGUCGGUGCUUGGGGCGGCGGGCACCGCUCUCCUGUGCGCUGGUCUGCUGCUCAGCCUGGCCCAGCACCUCUGGACCCUCCGCUGGACGCUGAGCCGGGACCGGACCUGCGCUCUGCCCCUGCCCAAGGGCUCCAUGGGCUGGCCGUUCUUCGGCGAAACGCUGCACUGGUUAGUUCAGGGCUCGCGCUUCCACAGCUCCCGCCGGGAGCGCUACGGGACCGUAUUCAAGACGCACCUGCUGGGCAGGCCGGUGAUCCGCGUGAGUGGCGCCGAGAAUGUGCGCACCAUCCUGCUGGGCGAGCACCGCCUGGUGCGCAGCCAGUGGCCGCAGAGCGCGCAUAUCUUGCUGGGCUCGCACACACUUCUCGGCGCGGUUGGCGAGCCGCACCGGAGGCGGCGCAAGGUCCUCGCGCGAGUGUUCAGCCGCGCGGCGUUGGAGCGCUACGUGCCGCGCCUGCAGGGGGCGCUGCGGCGCGAGGUGCGCUCUUGGUGCGCGGCCCGCGAGCCUGUUGCUGUCUACCAGGCAUCCAAGGCGCUCACCUUCCGCAUGGCCGCGCGCAUCCUACUGGGGCUGCGUCUGGACGAGGCGCAGUGCGCGGAGCUGGCCCGGACCUUCGAGCAGCUGGUGGAGAACCUCUUCUCGUUGCCCCUGGAUGUGCCCUUCAGCGGUUUGCGCAAGGGCAUCCGGGCUCGGGACCAGCUGCAUCAGCACCUGGAGGAGGCCAUUGCAGAGAAACUUCGUGAGGACAGAGCUGAGGAGCCAGGUGAUGCCCUAGACCUGAUCAUCCACAGCGCCAGAGAACUUGGCCAUGAGCUCUCAGUGCAGGAACUGAAGGAGUCGGCUGUGGAGCUACUCUUCGCCGCCUUCUUCACCACGGCCAGUGCCAGCACGUCCCUCAUCCUGCUGCUACUGCAGCACCCGACAGCCAUCGUCAAGAUCCGGCAGGAGCUGGGGGCUCAGGGGCUAGAGCGCGCGUGCAGCUGUGCGCCCGGGGCCGCAAGGGGCGGCUCAGGGCUCCGGCCCGACUGCGGCUGCGAGCCAGACCUCAGCCUCGCGGCUCUGGGCCGUCUGCGCUACAUCGACUGCGUGGUCAAGGAGGUGCUGCGCCUCCUGCCGCCGGUGUCCGGGGGCUACCGCACAGCACUGCGCACCUUCGAGCUCGACGGCUACCAGAUCCCCAAGGGCUGGAGCGUGAUGUAUAGCAUCCGGGACACGCACGAGACCGCCGCGGUGUACCGUAGCCCGCCCGAAGGCUUCGACCCCGAGCGGUUCCGCGCGGCGCGCGAUGAUGCGCGAGGAUCCGCGGGCCGCUUCCAUUACAUCCCAUUCGGCGGCGGUGCGCGUAGCUGCCUCGGCCAGGAGCUGGCGCAGGCGAUGCUCCAGCUGCUCACAGCGGAGCUGGUGCGCACAGCGCGCUGGGAGCUGGCCACACCCGCCUUCCCCGCUAUGCAAACCGUGCCCAUUUUGCACCCGGUGGAUGGGCUGCAGCUCUUUUUCCACCCGCUCGCGCCUUCGGCCGCGGGGGAUGGGCUACGUCUCUGA